Molecule: messenger RNA, 1293 nt
Organism: Heterotrigona itama
Lineage: Eukaryota; Metazoa; Arthropoda; Insecta; Hymenoptera; Apidae
Source: the annotation of a GenBank genome assembly
AUGGCCAAAAUAUUGAAUUUUUUGCGAACUAUACAAAAUAAUUGGAAAAAAUCUGUUGUGGGAUGUGCAGCUGUAUCAUAUGGAUUUUCAUAUAGUAAGGAAGUAUACGAUAUUAAUCAAUUAAUGAGACAACAUUGUGAAAGUAUAUCACAAUAUGGCGAUUUUCCACUUCCAACAAAUAUAAAACCACGUCAUGUUACCAUUAUUUUAAAUCCAGCUGCUAAAAAAGGGAAAGCAAAAAAAUUAUUUGAGAAAUAUUGCGAGCCACUUUUACAUUUAGCUGGAAUUGCUGUAACUAUAAUACAGACAGAGUCACAAAAUGAUGCUCGUAAAAUCAUAAUGAAUCUAAAUACUCCUACUGAUGCUAUUAUAGUUGCAGGAGGUGAUGGUACUUUAUCCGAUGUUUUAACUGGAUUAGUAAGGAAAUAUGAUCUCAAUCUUAACUCAGUUAAACAAUGUCCUAUUGGUAUUUUACCAUUGGGACAAACAAACAAAAUUGCAAAAUCUUUAUAUCAUGAGUAUGAUAAUUUGUCUAAUAUAAAACAAAUGAUAGAGGCAACAAUGGCAAUCAUACAUGAGGAAUGUAAAAUAAUGGAUAUGAUUGAAGUUAAACCUAUUGAAGAUAAUCCUGAAGAACCAGUAAAACCAAUUUAUGCCAUGGGAGCAGUUGAAUGGGGUGCAUGGAAAGAUGCAAAUGCUUCUGCUAAUAAAUAUUGGUACUGGGGAUUUUUAAGAAAAUAUGUGACUUAUAUAUUUAAUGGUUCUAAAGAAAAUUUAAAUAAAUAUUGCGAUGCAAUAUUAAAAUAUACACUUCCUUGCGAAGGUUGUUCUCGUUGUAGUCAAAACAAUUUAAUUUCCAACUUAAAUACAAGGUGGUGGCAUGUAUUUCUACCAAGAAGCACUAUUACUAGAGAUAUUAUUGAUUUUAAUAAAAGAAUAAACGAAGAAUGUGCUAUUCUUCAUGAACUACCUGUAUCAACUUGUGAAUUGCAUAUAGAAACUUCUAAUAUAGACAAGUCAAUAGUUGAAUUAUCACCAUCAUCUUUAAAAGUGAAAAUUGGUCCAGAGGAUGUUAAUUAUUUUUCCUUUGUGUCUAAAGGUUGGAAAAAAGAACAAACUAAUAAAUCACUAUGUAAUCAAAUAGUGGAAGCAAAAAAAAUUGAAUUAACUCCACGAAAGGUCGAUAAAAACUAUACAUUAUAUAUCGAUAAUGAAGAGUAUGAACUAAAACCCGUUGAAAUUAAAUUGCUUUCACGAGCGGUAAAAGUAUUUUGUCCUCAAUUGAACAGUUAA